AUAUACCGAGAGAAGGAAUGUCGCGAACAACAUAAGCUAAAAGAUCUACACCAAUCCCAAAAUGGUAAAGCUCCCUCUGGCAUCAACCUCACAGAUUCCCAUGUGACAGCCACAUUUCCGUAUUGCAACUCAUCACAACAACAAGGAGUUUAACAAUGCCUUCGGACUCUCUUUUAAUUAUACCUAUAUAAUAGCUAUUAAUACACAAGCUCUAGCAGAAGCAUACCAUUCCCUCCAAAAUGUCCGCAUCUCCCACUGGAGAAUCUUCAGCCAAUGCCAAUUCCGCAAAUGGUAUCAAUCCAGCCGACGAGAAACCGCGGUUAUCGGAACAUGAGAAGAAGGCUAAUCAUAUCGCAUCUGGUAAGUGCUUUCGUAGCUUUUACUCUCAAUUCCUUUUGGAUGAUUUCUCGAUUGACAGGACUGGCACUAACAAUUAUUCUUGCCCGCAGAACAAAAACGGCGCUUAGCAAUUCGCGAAGGCUUUGAUCGACUAGCAGAUUUGGUUCCUGGGCUGGAAGGUCAAGGGAGAAGCGAGAGUGUGGUUUUAAAGAAAACUGUGGAUUAUAUACGGAUACAAUUAGAGGAAAGGCGGUUAUUGGUUGAGGAGGCUGAGAGUUUGGGAGUGGUUGUUGAAGAGAGGUUGAAGGGGGAGCUACCUGGUACGGGUACUGCAGGCUUGGCUACUAGAGGGGCAGGAUGGGCAGAUGGUAGUGAUUGAAUUAUGCGAGAUAGAGAAGGGAAAUGGAAACAAAAAUGGCUAUGGGCUUGGAUUUGGUGUUGAUGCGCGGGGAACUACGGACGGUUGAAUAUAGUCGGCGUUUAUUUUCGGCACCGCUAAGGAUAUGGCGGCUGGAUAACUUUUGAAUGAUAUACCCUACUGAUGGAGGA
This is a messenger RNA of Sclerotinia trifoliorum, 888 nucleotides long. Lineage: Eukaryota; Fungi; Ascomycota; Leotiomycetes; Helotiales; Sclerotiniaceae. The record is from the annotation of a GenBank genome assembly.